CCGAGAGGUUAUGUGGAAGUUGUUGUUUAUACGUUUCGUGGGAGUUUUAUAAGAUCAAUUGGGCCCAAAAUCUAUCUUAAUUUUCGUACCGUGAUUGUGAUUACUAUUCUAUUACAAAAAUGUCUGACGACGACGAAAUAGCGUACAUAAAACGACCACGCACCAUUCACUAUGGAUCUUUGGAGGAAGCUGAAAGGCAGCGACAACAAGCACUCGAAAAUAUUGAAUCUGACGAAGAGGAGUACGAGCCGGAGAGUAAGAAAGCUGUCCUGGCUGCAGCGAGUGCAGCUGUAAACUCAACGUCUUCUACAGCGACUACGACUAUAGGAAAUGUCCAAGUGUCCAGUGAAUACUUCGACCUCGAAGCCGAAGUCUCAAAAGACAAGCAAGCUCUCCUGGAGGAAUUCGAACGAAAACGUCGCGCCCGCCAGAUCAACGUCAGUACCGACGAUGCUGAAGUCAAACGCAACCUGCGUCAACUCAACGAACCUAUUUGCCUUUUCGGCGAGGGUCCAGCCGAGCGUCGUAGACGUCUCAAGGAACUUCUUGCUAGCCUCGGUGAGAAUGCUAUUCGCCAAAAACAAACCGAAGAAGAGGAACGGAAACAGCUUCAAAAGGAACAGGAGACAACUUGGUACCAUGAAGGGCCAGAAUCAUUGCGUGUUGCAAGAUUUUGGAUCGCCGACUACUCCCUGCCCAGAUCGAAAGCAAGACUAGACAAUGCUCGGAAAUUGGUGGAGCUACCAAGCUCUAUAAAAGCUGGUCGAAUGGUGGAACUGCAGAAACGGAUACAAUCGCUAGUCCCUCUUUGCAGUCAAGUUGGCGAUUCACGGCCUGUGAGCUACUGCGCGUUCAACGACAACUCGACCCUGAUGAUGACGUCCAGUUGGUCGGGUUUGUGUAAAUUGUGGAGCAUUCCGGAUUGUUCAUUACAGCAGACUCUACGUGGGCACACAAGUUAUGUUGGGGGCGUUGCAUUUCGACCGGCUGUCCCUUAUGAUGCAAAGAACGAAGUGGCUAUGGCAUCAGGCGGACAUGAUGGUUCCGUAAAAUUAUGGGCAUUUGGGAGCGAGGAAGCUAUUGCUGAUAUUACAGGACAUAUACCCCACAGAGUGUCGAAGCUUGGAUUUCAUCCAUCCGGACGAUUCCUGGCCACUGCCUGCUACGACUCUUCUUGGCGAUUGUGGGAUCUAGAGCAGAAACAAGAGGUUUUGCAUCAAGAAGGUCAUGCCAAAUCUGUGCAUUGUCUUUCGUUUCAAAUUGACGGUAGUGUGAUUGCCACUGGAGGUUUGGAUGCUUUCGGUCGAAUCUGGGAUUUGCGAACAGGUCGAUGUAUAAUGUUCUUGGAAGGACAUUUAGGCUCGAUAUUUGGCAUUGAUUUUUCACCAAAUGGUUUCCAUAUUGUAACCGGAAGUCAAGAUAAUUCAUGCAAGAUUUGGGACCUUAGACGUCGACAGACUGUCUACACGAUUCCGGCACAUACAAAUCUUAUAUCGGACGUCAAAUAUCAAAAGGACGGAGGCAACUUUUUAGUCACGGGAAGCUAUGAUUGUACGACAAAGAUCUGGUCCAACAAAACGUGGCAACCGCUGAAAACGCUUCACGGACACGACGGGAAAAUAACGAGCGUUGAUAUUUCACCUAAUUCGCAAUAUAUUGCGACUACAUCGUUUGAUCGUACUUUUAAGUUGUGGUCUCCUGAAAUUUAGCCUAAGAUAUUUGUAAAAAUUAAUAUAAAUAAAAAAAAACUUAUGAAAA
Hermetia illucens (black soldier fly) is the source of this 1758-nucleotide messenger RNA. RefSeq names its product U4/U6 small nuclear ribonucleoprotein Prp4 (gene U4-U6-60K). Bases 120 to 1709 code for a protein of 529 amino acids. Gene Ontology annotation, biological process: mRNA splicing, via spliceosome. The transcript is spliced from 5 exons. NCBI's taxonomy places the organism in Eukaryota, Metazoa, Arthropoda, Insecta, Diptera, Stratiomyidae. Gene Ontology annotation, cellular component: U4/U6 x U5 tri-snRNP complex. Gene Ontology annotation, molecular function: U6 snRNA binding; U4 snRNA binding; protein binding. The record is from RefSeq and is a predicted model, not a curated record.